AUGACCAGCCCAGCAGUCCUCUCCCCCACCUCUCUCCUCGCCGACAACCCCAAGCUCCACCUCCCCGCCGCGACCGAUCCUCCCAGCGACACCAAUCCACCGACCCAGAAAACCUGGCUCAUAUUCGGAGCUACUGGCCACAUUGGACGGUCGCUUGUCAAGUCCGCGCUCAGCCAUGGCGACAAUGUGGCUGCCGUGGGACGGACGAUGGAGAACAGCAUGAAGCAGAUGCAGGGCUGGCAUGAGCGGUGUCUGGGUUUAUUAUGCGAUGUGCGAGUACGGGAGACAGUGAGGGAGGCGAUAGAUGCCUGUAUAUCGAGAUUUGGGGGCGUGGAUAUUGUCGUCAACUGCUCAGGCUACGGCGUGAUAGCCUCCUGCGAAGACCAGGACACCUGCGACCUGCGCUCUCAAUUCGAGACCAACUUCCUCGGAACCCUGAACAUAAUCCAACUCACCCUCCCCUACUUCCGCGAACAGUCCGCAAAACGCAAAGAAGGCGAGAACGCAGGCCGCUACCUCAUCUUCUCCUCCACCUCCGGCGCCCUCGGCGUCCCAGGUUUAGGCCCUUACUGCGCGACCAAGUACGCCACCGAGGGACUAAUCGAAAGCAUGCUCUACGAAAUCGACGCCUUCGGCAUCAAAGCCACCCUUGUAGAACCCGGACACAUGCGUCUCGACGAGCCGACCGGACUCGAUGACCAGACUUUCGGCGAGCUGGGGCUAGAAGGAAAGGAUGGGAGCGGGCAUAAGAUCAAUUUACCAAAGUAUGGGCAUUUCUUCGUCAAGAAGCCGUCUGCGCCUUACGAUACGCCGACGGCUCCAGCAGGGCAUGCGAGGAGGGUGGUGCAGUGGCUCGCAGAUCGGCAGCCGACGAGUGCGGUCAAGUCUGCAGAGCUGGUGUGGCAACUGGGGCAUUGCAGAUACCCGCCGCUUCGACUGCUGCUGGGAAUGUACGCUGUGGAGAGCGUGAGGGAUAGGCUGAGGAGUAUUAUUGAAGAGAUCGAGGACUGGAAGCACCUUCACUUCCCGGUGGCGGAGGAGAAUGGGAAACGCAGAGGCAGUAAGGACGCCGAUGUUAAGGAUGAGGACGAAGAUCAGGAUGAUAUGGAUCUGGGCGGGGAGGAAAUGAAGGAGGAAAAUGAUGAGGAAUGA
Saxophila tyrrhenica is the source of this 1152-nucleotide messenger RNA. Its product is annotated as 1,2-dihydroxy-3-keto-5-methylthiopentene dioxygenase. Lineage: Eukaryota; Fungi; Ascomycota; Dothideomycetes; Mycosphaerellales; Extremaceae. The transcript has 2 exons. The record is from RefSeq and is a predicted model, not a curated record. The coding region runs from base 1 to 1152 and encodes 383 amino acids.